This is a messenger RNA of Hibiscus syriacus, 2259 nucleotides long. RefSeq names its product transcription factor BIM1-like. NCBI's taxonomy places the organism in Eukaryota, Viridiplantae, Streptophyta, Magnoliopsida, Malvales, Malvaceae. The record is from RefSeq and is a predicted model, not a curated record. Gene Ontology annotation, biological process: DNA-templated transcription. Gene Ontology annotation, molecular function: protein dimerization activity; DNA-binding transcription factor activity. Bases 451 to 2085 code for a protein of 544 amino acids. The transcript has 11 exons.
UCUAUUAUAUCUCUUCCCCUUCUUCUCCUCUUCAUCCAGCCCCUCUCUCUCUUGCCUUCAAGCUUCCCACAGACCGGGAAAUUAAUUGAGGUAAACGCUAAAACCUUAACAUUUCUACUCCAGCAUGGGAAUUUGAGUUAUGACUGGCUCGGUUUCUGUUAUCUGCUCUCUGCAUCUGCAUCACUCCGCUAGAUUUGAUUUAUGUUUCCGAUCCGACUGCUUGUUGCUCUCGCUCGUCUCGUAAUCACUCCCUGUUUAGUUUGUUGAGAAGGAGGAGAGCUUAUUUUCGAAGAUAUAGAUAGAAUUUGAAACCACGGCUUCAAGCUCUUCGGAAUUCCAUUGAAUUUGACGUGGAAUUUUGAAUUCUUGUUCCUCUUAGAUUUCAUAGAAUAUAAUUAUAGUUUCUGAUCCGAAAUAUAAAAAAAAUCCGGCGCCAACUGGCCGUCGUCGAUGGAGCUCCCUCAAUCCCGGCCUUUCGGAGCUGAAGGAAGAAAACCAACGCAUGACUUUCUUUCUCUGUACAGUCAUUCAAGUGUUGAACAAGAUCCAAGGCCACCUUCUCAAGGCGCAUACCUUAAGACUCGUGAUUUUUUACAACUGGAACAACAAGGAAAUCAAAUUGCCAAGAAGGAAACAGUGGUCGAGGUAGCGAGUGUUGAAAAGCCACCACUACCGUUGGUGGGACGCAUUCUUCCCGGCGAGAUUGGAGCUUACAGUAUAAGCCACAUUUCCUAUUUUAAUCCUAGAGCCCCAAAGGCAGAGGGAGCCGUAUUCACUGUUGCCGAAGGAAGUAGUACGGAGAGAAAUGAUGAAAACUCAAACUGCAGUUCUUACACUGGAAGUGGUUUCACUUUGUGGGAAGAAUCUGCAGGAAAGAAGGGAAAGACAGGGAAGGAGAAUGCGGGAGAAACACCCUUUGUAAUAGAAUCAGCGGGGAAGGUGGGACAGUGUGCCACGACGUCGUUGGACAAAGGGUCUCAGUCGUCGACCAACAACCAUCCCAAGAGUUUCAGUUGUCUCUCUUCCUCUCAACCAUCAUCAAAGCAGAAAAGUCAAACCUUCAUGGAAAUGAUAAAAUCUGCAAAAGGUAGCUCGCUUGAUGAUGAUUUUGAAGAAGAUGAUGAUUUUAUUCUCAAGAAAGAGAGUUCCAUCACCACCCAUAAUAUAGGAGAAUUGAGAGUGAAAGUGGAUGGAAAGAGUGCCCCUGAUCAGAAGGCCAACACCCCAAGGUCAAAACACUCUGCUACUGAACAACGAAGGAGGAGUAAAAUUAACAACAGAUUUCAAAUGCUGAGAGAUAUCAUUCCAAAUAGAUACCAAAAGAGAGAUAAAGCCUCGUUCUUAUUAGAGGUUGUUGAGUACAUUCAGUUUUUACAAGAAAAACUAAACAAAUAUGAAGGAACGUAUCAAGGUUGGAGCAAUGGACCAUCAAAAUUGAUACCAUGGAGAAGCAACCAGAGGCCUACAGAAAAUCAUGCCGAUCAAUCUCAAGCUGUUAAUGGCACCGUCAACCCAACCGUUCAUGAAAGUGCAGAGAGCCCUAUCGAACCUCCUAAUAUGAGCAGAGCUACUACCAGCUUCAGAGCGAUGGACCUUAGCCCGGGAAUGAUGAAUAAAACGAUGCCCUUUCCGAUGUCACUACAGCCAAACUUCAACUCUGCUCUGAACUCCGUUCCAGCAACUCAAGUUGUAUCUAGGUUGCCAUCUGAUGCAGAAAACAGUAUACCUCAGCCUCAAACUAUACCAUGUCAUACUGGUUCCUGUGCUACUAAUGGUUCAAUUCCUAAUGAGAAGCAGAAAGAACAAGAGCGGACAGUUGAAGGUGGAACGAUUAGCAUCUCAAGCGCAUAUUCGCAACGGUUGUUGAAUAAGCUAACACAAGGCCUACAAACUUCUGGACUAGAUUUGUCACAAACCAGCAUCGCAGUGCAAAUUGAGCUCGGGAAGCGAUCGAACUGCCGACCGUCGGCUCCCGCAUCCAUACUUAAGGGCACGGCGGCUCCCUCCGUAAAUCAAGGGAAGACACGCCCAAGAGUUGGAUGCGGUGAGGAUUCUGAUCAACCUUUAAAGAAGCUUAAAACAUGAAUGAGAUAUUCAUUAUUAUUAAUCAUUUUUUGCUGGGUACAAUGCCCUUAAGGGUUGUGCACUCGCCAAGUUUGAUAAACACUACCAAAUAACUAAUCAGUCAGCUAAGAUAAAAUAUCCAUCCAUGUACAUGUUAUCUUCAUUCGGGUAAGUAUUGCAUACAAAUAUAUGUUC